Molecule: messenger RNA, 2642 nt
Organism: Myotis brandtii (Brandt's bat)
Lineage: Eukaryota; Metazoa; Chordata; Mammalia; Chiroptera; Vespertilionidae
Gene: WARS2
Product: tryptophanyl tRNA synthetase 2, mitochondrial
Exons: 6
Coding region: 128-1126 (332 amino acids)
Biological process (GO): mitochondrial tryptophanyl-tRNA aminoacylation
Cellular component (GO): mitochondrial matrix; mitochondrion
Molecular function (GO): ATP binding; tryptophan-tRNA ligase activity
Source: RefSeq, a predicted model, not a curated record
GACGGCCCACCUUUCGGUAUCUUUGCGGUCUUACCGUCCUUUCCUAACCGCCAGCCUGGGGCCCAGGAGAAAUUAGGGAAGUCUGGUUAGUGAUGGGGAGGUUUCCGUUGGCGCGGCGCUGGAGCGAAUGUCGAAAGAUGCUGUGAGGCGAGUAUUCUCUGGCAUUCAGCCCACAGGAACCCCCCACCUGGGCAAUUACCUGGGGGCCAUUGAGAGCUGGGUGAGCUUGCAGAACGAGCCCGGCUCCGUGCUGUACAGCAUCGUUGACCUGCACUCCAUCACUGUCCCUCAAGACCCAGCGGUCCUGCGCCAGAGCAUCUUGGACAUGACUGCGGCUCUCCUGGCCUGUGGCAUAAACCCAGAGAAGAGCAUCCUUUUCCAACAAUCUCAGGUGGCUGAACACACACAAUUAAGUUGGAUCCUUACCUGCAUGGUCAGACUACCCCGAUUACAACAUUUACACCAGUGGAAGGCAAAGAGUGCCAAGCAGAAGCACGAUGGAACCGUGGGCCUGCUCACGUACCCGGUGCUCCAGGCAGCCGACGUCCUGCUGUACAAGUCCACACACGUUCCUGUCGGGGAGGAUCAAGUCCAGCACAUGGAGCUAGUUCAGGAUCUAGCACGAGGAUUUAACAAGAAGUAUGGGGAGUUCUUCCCGGUGCCCAAGUCCAUUCUAACAUCGAUGAAGAAGGUAAAAUCUCUCCGUGAUCCUUCUGCCAAAAUGUCGAAAUCAGACCCGGACAGACUGGCCACCGUCAGUAUAACAGACAGCCCAGAGGAGAUAGUGCAGAAGUUCCGCAAGGCGGUGACAGACUUCACCUCGGAGGUCACCUAUGACCCGGCCCACCGCGAGGGUGUCUCCAACCUGGUGGCCAUCCACUCCGCCGUGACAGGGCUCCCCGUGGAGGAAGUGGUCCGCCAGAGUGCCGGCCUCGACACUGCUCACUACAAGCUGCUGGUGGCAGAUGCUGUGAUUGAGAAAUUCGCUCCAAUUAAGAGUGAAAUUGAAAAACUGAAGAUGGACAAGGACCACUUAGAGAAGGUUUUACAAAUGGGCUCAGCAAGAGCCAAGGAAUUAGCAUAUCCUGUGUGCCAGGAGGUGAAGAAGCUGGUGGGGUUUCUAUAGGAAGUUUCAACUGAUCACAGAAAGGCUCUUCUGUUUUGUGGUCUGUGCACUCCGAGAAAGGCAGCUUUCCUCCUGGACAAGCAGAAAAUUGUAGUUUGGGGGCUAUUUAAUUUGGUGUACUUGAUAUUGGCUUCAUUUGAUGAAGAAUGUUUUGUGGCCUGCAAAUAGAGCAGUAUUCUAAAUCCCAUCAGCAAAAUGCUGUGGCCAGGAAAGAAAAAAGCAAAGAAGGCAUAGCUUUCUGAGUCCUCAAUAUUUGAGGCACACACUCCCCAGCCUGAUUUACAUACACAGAUGUGACUGAGGUGACUGGUAAUUUGGCAAAAGCGGGGUAUCAUCUGUGUCUUUCUCAAGUGCUAUCAUAGGCAGUCACUUUAUCUGUCCCAACCCUUUUACAGUAAUAGGGAGAGGUCUCAGACUUACAAUCCUUGGGAUGCCAUUGGGACCAACUUGUAUUCAAAUCUCAUAAAAAUAAGUUGAUUAAUAUAGUUCAUUUGUCACUGAGAUGGUGCCUGAUUUAAAGCAUUUAAGCUGUUUGUUUCCCAAGAGAUUAUACUGAUUGUUUUGGCAAGUUUUUUUUGUGUGUUUUUGUUUUUAAUUCAGAGAUGCAUAUAAAGGCUGUGUUAUUUCAACUUGAUAUAUUUAUUGUUCAAGAACCCAGACCCUAGAUGAUGUUCCUAGUAGGUACUUCCAACCCCCUGUGAAAGACAUAGGAGAGGAAUUGCCAUUUUACAUAGAGGGGAGGGAGACACAGAGGACACAGUUGGCUCAAACAGUAUCUCUCAGGAAGUGAGAGGCAAAUCCAAAAUGAAAACCUUUGCUCCUUACAUGAGCCUCCAACCUUUUGAAGGUGGGUCCUGGAAAUAUAAGACCUGAACUACCAGACUGUUUCUAUCAGUAACUCAACCAAUGCCGGCUUUAAAUCUGGUUUCUACCAGACUUGGUCACAUUUGCUCCUCUAGUCCCGAGGCAGGUCCCCUGUACUUAUUGCAGAGGCACUUCCAGGUAGACCCUGCCAGACGACAACAGCUGGGAGGCCGGAGCAGUGUGAGUGGAAACCUCCCAUGUCCUUCUACCUCGUCUCUCUAAGUAAUAACAAGUCACUCUGAAACCUGCACUCCCAUUUCCCACCCCUGAAAAUGGGAAGGGUAAUCCUGACUUGCCAGGGUCUGUUAGCAAGAUUGAUUUUGUAACAGAAAUUGCUUAUCAUUUUUUGCCAAUGAGUAUAAUGAUCGUCAUUUAUACACAAAAGACUAGUAUGUUGGGCAAAGACUUUUUACUCAUGUUUCUUAAGAGAGGAAUGUAAAAAGGUCCUUGUAUUAACAGAUAUAAAUCACAAAACACCGCAUCCCAGAAUCCAAAGUAAAAGACCCCUUUUUGGAUCCUUUCUUGGAAUGGGGUACCAAUGGUCCUAGAGGAGUCUCUUUGGGCAUAUUUCUUCCAAGGCUGUUUUAUUUUUCCUUUCAGAUGAACCCUAUUAUGAAUACUGGAAAAAUACAUUAAAGGUGGAUCUAUCAAA